CACAGUCAGGCAGAGCCUGUACUCCAGCUUAGUGUUCAGUAAGGCACAGACGCUCCAGUCUCUCUCCCACUCUUCUUGAUUUUCAUUCGGAUUUUUUGUUGGUGCCGAACAGCAAUAAGCAGCCAUGGAUGCCAUCAAGAAGAAGAUGCAGAUGCUCAAGCUCGACAAGGAGAAUGCCUUGGACAGAGCUGAGCAGGCUGAGGGAGACAAGAAAGCAGCAGAGGACAGAAGCAAACAGCUUGAGGACGAUUUGGUAGCUCUGCAGAAGAAGCUGAAGGGAACUGAGGAUGAGUUGGACAAGUACUCUGAGGCUCUUAAAGACGCCCAGGAGAAACUUGAGUUGGCUGAGAAGAAAGCCGCCGAUGCUGAGUCAGAUGUCGCUUCCCUUAACAGACGUAUCCAGCUGGUUGAGGAGGAGUUGGAUCGUGCUCAGGAGCGUCUUGCUACUGCCCUGACCAAGCUGGAGGAGGCUGAGAAGGCUGCUGAUGAGAGCGAGAGAGGCAUGAAGGUCAUUGAGAACAGGGCCAUGAAGGACGAGGAAAAGAUGGAGCUGCAGGAGAUCCAGCUCAAAGAGGCCAAGCACAUCGCUGAGGAGGCUGACCGCAAAUAUGAGGAGGUGGCCCGUAAGCUGGUCAUCAUUGAGGGAGACCUGGAACGUGCAGAGGAGCGCGCUGAGCUGAAUGAGAGCAAAUGCUCUGAGCUUGAGGAAGAGUUGAAAACUGUGACCAACAACCUGAAGUCACUGGAGGCCCAGGCUGAGAAGUACUCACAGAAGGAGGACAAAUACGAGGAGGAGAUCAAGGUCCUCACCGACAAGCUCAAGGAGGCUGAGACUCGUGCUGAGUUCGCUGAGAGAUCUGUAGCCAAGCUUGAGAAGACCAUUGAUGACUUGGAAGAGAAACUGUCACAAGCUAAAGAAGAGAACCUCGAUAUGCACCAGAUGCUGGACCAGACUCUAAUGGAACUGAAUAAUUUGUGAAAAGCACGGUCUGACCCCACACGCACUGUGGUUUUGGCUUUUUCUACUUGCACCUUGCUUACAUAAACCCCCUCUUCUCGUACCUUGCCCAUGGUGGAGAAGAAUCAGCCAGAUGCUAUUCCUAUUGCACCGUCCUGCCUUCAGCGGAACUCGAUCAAGGAGAAAAGCUAAGGGGAAGAAAAACUUAACCAUUCCCAAUGAAGAAGCCUAAACUGAGAAACAAGAUUGAUUUAGCAAGCCAGUUUUUAAAUCUUGUAAUGGUGUCUGCCUUUUUGCAAUCCUUGAGAUUUAUUUUCUUUUUUUU
This is a messenger RNA of Cottoperca gobio, 1283 nucleotides long. RefSeq names its product tropomyosin 1 (alpha) (gene tpm1). The record is from RefSeq and is a predicted model, not a curated record. The transcript has 9 exons. Bases 125 to 979 code for a protein of 284 amino acids. Lineage: Eukaryota; Metazoa; Chordata; Actinopteri; Perciformes; Bovichtidae.